AUGCCCGCGGGCGUGUCCUGGGCCACCUACCUGAGAAUGUCCGCUGCCAGCCUCCUGACCAUGUGCGCCGGGGCCGAAGCCGUGCACAAGUAUUACCGGCCGGACCUAACAAUACCUGAAAUUCCACCAAAGCCUGGAGUACUCAAAACGGAGCUUUUGGGACCGAAAAAGAGACAACAUGAACCUCAAAUUUCUCAACAAUAGAAACCUCAAAAUACUUAACUCUGCCAACAACUCCGUGAAUAAUAUUAUAAGUAUUAAAUAUAUAUUUUUAAAGUUUAUUGCGUCAAACUGGUUGUCUUUAAGCAUCUAAUGCAAUGCUAACUGCAAGAGGUGCCAGGUGUUAAGGGGAUGCAUUGAGAUUUAAUUAUGGAUUGACCAGUGUUUCUUGAAAACUGCCAAAGUCUGUAUCAUCAGCUUUUUGAAUGUAUUGGAAUAGAUACUUAGUCUUGGAUAUCAUGUGAGAAUGAGUAUUUACAGUGUUUGCUGCCCUUAUAAUUCUGGUUUAUUUCUCUGAAUAAGCUUGACUAUCGUGACAAAUGGGAAUUAUAAAUUAACUAUAAUAAAAGUGUCAUUGAUAAUGAAAAAAA
Messenger RNA from Neomonachus schauinslandi (Hawaiian monk seal), 590 nucleotides. Its product is annotated as protein BRAWNIN-like. Lineage: Eukaryota; Metazoa; Chordata; Mammalia; Carnivora; Phocidae. The transcript has a single exon. Gene Ontology annotation, biological process: mitochondrial respiratory chain complex III assembly. Gene Ontology annotation, cellular component: mitochondrion. Bases 1 to 204 code for a protein of 67 amino acids. The record is from RefSeq and is a predicted model, not a curated record.